Ochotona curzoniae (black-lipped pika) is the source of this 1307-nucleotide messenger RNA. It is a transcript of the gene PRRT1, whose product is annotated as proline rich transmembrane protein 1. Bases 113 to 1033 code for a protein of 306 amino acids. Lineage: Eukaryota; Metazoa; Chordata; Mammalia; Lagomorpha; Ochotonidae. The record is from RefSeq and is a predicted model, not a curated record. Gene Ontology annotation, cellular component: membrane. The transcript has 4 exons.
AUCUCUCCAUCUCUGCGCUGUUGCUGGCUGCGCCAUCCGGCACCCGGACUCUGGACCCAGCUGGGGUUCCUGACUCCAGCAGCGGGGACCCUGUCCCAGCGAGACCACAGGCAUGUCAUCGGAGAAGUCAGGCCUCCCAGACUCAGUCCCUCACACUUCUCCACCGCCCUACAAUGCCCCCCAGCCCCCAGCCGAGCCCCCCGCCCCUCCCCCACAGGCAACCCCCUCCUCGCACCAUCAUCACCACCACCACUACCACCAGUCUGGCACCGCCACCCUCCCGCGUUUAGGAGCCGGCGGCCUGGCCUCCUCUGCGGCCGCGGCUCAGCGCGGUCCCUCGUCCUCGGCCACGCUGCCCCGGCCCCCGCACCACGCGCCGCCCGGCCCAGCCGCCGGGGCGCCCCCGCCAGGAUGUGCUACCUUGCCCCGCAUGCCUCCCGACCCUUAUCUGCAGGAGACUCGCUUCGAGGGUCCGCUUCCCCCGCCGCCGCCGGCCGCCGCCGCCCCGCCACCGCCGCCGCCCGCCCAGACCACCCAGGCCCCGGGCUUCGUGGUGCCCACGCACGCGGGGACGGUGGGCACGUUGCCGCUGGGGGGCUACGUGGCGCCCGGCUACCCGCUGCAGCUGCAGCCAUGCACCGCUUACGUGCCGGUCUACCCGGUGGGUACGCCCUACACAGGCGGGACCCCAGGAGGAACCGGAGUGACCUCCACCCUACCCCCGCCGCCCCAGGGCCCAGGCCUGGCCCUCCUGGAGCCGAGGCGCCCGCCCCACGACUACAUGCCCAUCGCGGUGCUGACCACCAUCUGCUGCUUCUGGCCCACCGGCAUCAUCGCCAUCUUCAAGGCCGUGCAGGUGCGCACGGCCCUCGCCCGCGGAGACAUGGUGUCGGCCGAGAUCGCUUCGCGCGAGGCCCGGAAUUUCUCCUUCAUCUCCCUAGCUGUGGGCAUCGCGGCCAUGGUGCUGUGUACCAUCCUGACCGUAGUCAUCAUCAUCGCCGCGCAGCACCACGAGAACUAUUGGGAUCCCUAGGAUCGCACCCCGCCGGGCCCCACUCUGCGUCCCUCGGCCUCCCAGGCAUCUGCCGCAGUCCGGCCGCGGACCCGGGGGACGCCCUGCACACGCGCCUCGGGGGCCGCCGGGCUGAAGUGCAUCCUCAACUCGGCCUCCACGGGACCUCGGGCCGGGCGAGCACGCUCCGAAGCCAGUUCCUCAGGAACCUCUCCAAGACCCACACCCCCAGGGACGCCGCUUCCCCGGAGCACCCCCAAACGUCGGGCCCCAGGGCGCUCCAGGCCCCCCACCC